Molecule: messenger RNA, 963 nt
Organism: Conger conger (European conger)
Lineage: Eukaryota; Metazoa; Chordata; Actinopteri; Anguilliformes; Congridae
Product: fish-egg lectin-like
Exons: 5
Coding region: 9-773 (254 amino acids)
Source: RefSeq, a predicted model, not a curated record
AAGCAGCUAUGAGAGGGAGAACGAGCAUCCUGUUGUUCCUCUGCUUGCUGGGCACCAGUCUAGCAAUGAAUUGCCGGGAAGUUGCAGGAAAACUGAAGCAGAUUGAUGCAGGGGUCGGUCAGGUUUUUGGAGUAGCUGACGACAACAGCAUCUACACCAUUUUUGGGCGAACCUGGACCCGGAUACCUGGGGCCCUAAAGCAUGUUACUGUGGGACCUGCUGGGGUCUGGGGGGUCAACACAGGCAAUCAAAUCUUCAAACUUGUGGGUGGUGUCUGGGUCCUGGUGGAUGGCCUACUGAAGCAAGUGGAUGCAGGAGACCAGUUUGUGGUGGGGGUAAACAUAGAAGAUCAUGUGUACUGCCUGGGACGGGGUGCCACUGUGGGGUGCAGGGGACCUGGCCUCCCCAUAUCCUGGAUUGGUAUUACAGGGAGCCUCAAGUACUACAGCUGUGGCCCCAAUGGCUGUUGGGGUGUCAAUUCAGCCAAUGACAUCUUUUUCAGGAAGGGGGUGACGCCAGCAGCGUGCCGAGGGAAUGACUGGCAGAAAAUUGCAGGGGCGUUGGUGAUGAUUGAAGUGGGGACUGACGGCAGUGUUUAUGGAGUCAAUGAUGAGGGAGAGGUAUACCGCAGAGAUGGGAUCACUGCCGCAAAACCAGCAGGAACAGAGUGGAUUUCAACGAGCCCAUGCACCAAGAGCAAGCACGUGAGCUACGACCUGGGACAUCUGUGGGUCGUCACCACUGAUGGGAGGAUCCUGGACUGUGUUGUUUAAGAGCUUCAUCACACAAUAGUAGCAGUUGAAGUUGUACUUCCCUCUAGGGUCUUUCAGCGCACUUAUCCCUGGUUAUGGGUAUGCACUUUGUUGUACGUCGCUCUGGAUAAGACCGUCUGCCAAAUGCCAUUAAUGUAGUAAUCACCACAUUUUAACCAAAUAAAUGAUUAAAUACCUCUACGAACCUUCA